CGCGUGCGGCCGGUGGUGUGUGGUAGGUGGCUGUCACCUCAAGACACAGCCACAAUGAACACGGGGGUGUGCAGUGGGGAUAUCAUGAUCCUGGCGGGUAAUUCCCACCCGACCCUGGCCCAGCUUAUCGCCGAAAAGCUGGACCGCAAGCUUGUCGAGGCCCAGAUUGGCAAGUUCGCCAACCGCGAGACGCAGCUGGAGAUUAUGCACUCGCUGCGGGACAGGGACGUGUACAUUCUGCAGACGGGAGGAAACAUGGACGUCAACAACUCCAUCAUGGAGCUGCUGGUCAUGGCGUACGCCUGCAAGACGUCGUCGGCGCGCAACAUCAUCGGCGUUAUCCCGUACCUGCCGUACAGCAAGCAGUCCAAGAUGCGGAAGCGGGGCUGCAUCGUGUCCAAGCUGCUGGCGAAGAUGAUGUGCAAGGCAGGACUAACGCACAUCAUCACCAUGGACCUGCACCAGAAGGAGAUCCAGGGCUUCUUCGACUGUCCGGUGGACAAUCUGCGCGCCUCGCCGUUUCUGCUGAACUACAUCCGGGAACAGAUUCCUGACUACCGCAACGCCGUGAUCGUCGCCAAGGACCCGGCCUCCUGCAAGCGCGCCACGUCUUACGCCGAGCGCCUGCGUCUCGGCAUUGCGGUCAUCCACGGCGAGGCGAAGACGCCCGACGACGAGGACGACGUGGACGCCGACGACGGGCGCACCUCGCCGCCGCCCGAGCCGCCGGCGCGCCACCAGGGCCGGCUCCACUCUUCCGUCUCGAUGUCGUCGUUCCUGGAGCCGAACGAGUCGGAGAUGGCGGCUGUCGCGGCCGGGGCGGCCGCCGCGCGCCGCGCGACGCUCCGCCUCCGCUCCACGGCCUCGGUCUGCAUCGGCGAAGUGGACCCGUCUCGGAUCAUGACCGCGGGCGUGACGGGCGUGCCCAUGCAAGCGGCCAAGGAGAAGCCGCCCAUUUCGGUGGUAGGAGACGUUGGUGGCAGGAUCGCCAUCAUGGUGGACGACAUGAUCGACGACGUGCGCUCGUUCGUGGCGGCGGCGGAGAUGCUGAAGGAGCGCGGCGCCUACAAGAUCUAUGUGCUGGCGACCCACGGCCUGCUGUCGGCCGACGCGCCGCGCCUCAUCGAGGAGUCGGCCAUAGACGAGGUGGUGGUCACCAACACGGUGCCGCACGACGUGCAGAAGAUCCACUGCCACAAGAUCAAGACGGUGGACGUCAGUAUCCUACUGGCCGAGGCCAUCCGCCGCCUGCACAACAAGGAGAGCCUCAGCUACCUCUUCCGCAACAUCACCACGGAAGACUAGGCGACGCUGGGCGCCCCCCCC
Molecule: messenger RNA, 1326 nt
Organism: Pollicipes pollicipes
Lineage: Eukaryota; Metazoa; Arthropoda; Thecostraca; Pollicipedomorpha; Pollicipedidae
Product: phosphoribosyl pyrophosphate synthase-associated protein 2
Exons: 11
Coding region: 55-1305 (416 amino acids)
Biological process (GO): 5-phosphoribose 1-diphosphate biosynthetic process; purine nucleotide biosynthetic process
Cellular component (GO): cytoplasm; ribose phosphate diphosphokinase complex
Molecular function (GO): magnesium ion binding; ribose phosphate diphosphokinase activity; ATP binding
Source: RefSeq, a predicted model, not a curated record